CGUUUGGUCUACGCGGCCCAGUCGAACGCAAGACGUACAUGGAGCAGAGGGGAAAGUUUUGAUCCCUCGACAGGAUGUCUCUUCAUUUGCUUAAAAAUCAUUUGACAAGUUUUGAAAAUUUUUUGACAAAAGUCUUAGGUCCAAACUCAACACACAUGUUGAGAUAUAGAAAAAAGAUAAAUUCAGCGUAUAAAUAUUAACGUACUGAUCACAUCUGAAUUUGUCUUUUCUGUUUUACAAUGAUUCGGUCGAAUUUGAACUUGAUUUUUGUUGUACAGAUAAAUAUCAUAAUACUCAACAUUGUCAUUUGUUUUCAUAAUUUUCAUAACUAUUUGGAUCGAAUUAGAAGAAAAAGAUAUAAAAGGGAUAUGAGAAAUUAUAAUCCACUCCAGGAGCAGAGUCCAUUGGAGAAUCGAUCGGUUUGUUGCACACUUAUUUUCUUUUUGUGUAUCUUAGCUUAUCUUAUCUUCUCGAAUUCCUAGCGUAAGCUCGUGUAUGUAUGUAGUUUUGCACGAUUAAGAUACUUAGCUAGAGUAUUGGUAAGCUAAGAUUCGUAAUGACAUCUACUUAUAAUAAAUUUAGAAGAAGCGAAACAUUAUUUACUUUUUCAGUUGUUGAUUGACGAGGACGUACGGACGUUGAUCGAUCGACGAGGAUGGUGGAGCUCGAAUCGCAGGAGGCGGUGACGGUCGCCUCCACCGCCGACAUCGCCGUCGACGUCUCGCUCCGGCUUCUCGCCGCCGCCACGUCGCUCGCCGCCGCCGUCGUCGUCGCCGCCAACCACCAGCAGCGCUGGGGCAUCCGCGUCGACUUCACCCUCUUCCAAGUCUGGAUUGGCUUCGUGGCGGUGAACCUGGUGUGCACGGUGUACGCGGCGGCGACGGCGGCGGCGGCGGCGAGGAAGGCGAUGGGGCGGUGGUGGCUGCACCACGCGGACGCGGUGGUGGUGAACCUGGAGGCGGCGGCGACGGCGGGCGCCGGCGCGAUCGGGUCGAUCGCCAUGUGGGGGAACGAGGCCAGCGGCUGGUACGCCGUCUGCCGGUUGUACCGGAGGUACUGCAACGCCGGCGCCGCCGCGCUCGCCCUCUCCCUCGCCGCCGUCCUCCUCCUCGGCGUCGCCUGCGCCCGCUCUCGCUACCCCAAGAUGCCGCCCACCACCUAGCUUAAUUACUCCAUGCUUAAUUUGCUCCAUACAUGUUAUUGUUUUUACAUGUAUAUAUAUAGUUACAGCUUAGAACAUUAUGCAUUUUUUUACGUUUUUUUCUCUAACUACUACUCCCUCUAUUUCAUACCAUAAGUUGUUCGGCUUGUUUUCUAAUCAAAAUUCUUUAAGUUUGACCAA
Messenger RNA from Oryza sativa Japonica Group (Japanese rice), 1342 nucleotides. The record is from RefSeq and is a predicted model, not a curated record. NCBI's taxonomy places the organism in Eukaryota, Viridiplantae, Streptophyta, Magnoliopsida, Poales, Poaceae.